AUGGACUAUGCCAGAAUGAGCUCCUUCCUGGAUUACUCCAGCCUGGUGACCGGAGAGCCCAGACCAUUCCACCCCGACCAUGGACUUACAACUUUCCAGUCCUGCGCAGUCAGUGCCAAUACCUGCAACAACGAUGAUCGCUUUAUGGUCGGAAGGGGGGUACAAAUAAGUUCUCAUCAUCAUCAUCACCAUCAUCAUCCUCACCAACCUGGAGCCUUCCAGAGCCACAGCAACCUGGGCAUGUCCUACUCCCACCCCAGCUGUUCUGCAGGAUAUGGCAUCCAGAACUUCAACUCCAGCUAUUCCCACUACCCCAUAAAUCAGGAGGCAGAUGUCAGUCCAGGGUUCCCCAGCGCUGUGUACACUGGGAAUAUUACUUCUACUGUGGUCCAGCACCAUCAGCACCAGAGCUAUGUGGACGGCCCAGGGUCAGCUCACUACAUCCACCACUCCUAUGGACCAGAACAGCAGAACCUCACCAUUACAGGUUAUAACAGCAAUGUGAACAGCCUCCACAUCAACCAUCAGGAAGUCUGUCGAUCACCUUCAGCUGAGGGGUCUGCACCUACACAGACCUUUGACUGGAUGAAAGUUAAGAGAAACCCCCCUAAAACAGGUAAAGCCGGAGAGUAUGGAUAUGCAGGUCAACCCAACACUGUCAGAACCAAUUUCACCACCAAACAGCUCACAGAACUAGAGAAGGAAUUUCAUUUCAACAAGUAUCUGACCAGAGCUCGGAGGGUGGAGAUCGCAGCUGCCUUACAGCUUAAUGAAACCCAGGUGAAAAUCUGGUUUCAGAACAGGAGGAUGAAACAGAAGAAGAGGGAGAAAGAAGGUCUCCUGCCCAUAUCCCCUUCAGCCAGCACAGGGAGUGAUGAAAAGUCAGAGGAGAUGUCAGAAAAGUCCAUUCCCUCACCUUGUGCCCCAUCUCCUGCUUCUUCUACCUCAGACCACCUCAAUUCCUCCAACUAACACCCCCUCCCCCUGCUGCCAAAGACUCCACAAGCCUGGUUCUAUAUAUGUGAAGUGCCAAUUGGCAUCAGUACUUUAUUUGCACAAAAGUCUUCUCAAAUCAUUUGGCAUGUGAGCUAAUGAACCAAAGAUGACUCUAUUAUCAGUAUUGGCAUGUAUUCA
Messenger RNA from Hyla sarda, 1134 nucleotides. It is a transcript of the gene HOXA1, whose product is annotated as homeobox A1. The coding region runs from base 1 to 972 and encodes 323 amino acids. Gene Ontology annotation, cellular component: nucleus. The transcript is spliced from 2 exons. Lineage: Eukaryota; Metazoa; Chordata; Amphibia; Anura; Hylidae. The record is from RefSeq and is a predicted model, not a curated record. Gene Ontology annotation, molecular function: DNA-binding transcription factor activity, RNA polymerase II-specific; RNA polymerase II cis-regulatory region sequence-specific DNA binding. Gene Ontology annotation, biological process: regulation of transcription by RNA polymerase II.